This is a messenger RNA of Zasmidium cellare ATCC 36951, 2112 nucleotides long. RefSeq lists its product as uncharacterized. Gene Ontology annotation, biological process: positive regulation of transcription by RNA polymerase II. The coding region runs from base 1 to 2112 and encodes 703 amino acids. The record is from RefSeq and is a predicted model, not a curated record. Gene Ontology annotation, molecular function: transcription cis-regulatory region binding; DNA-binding transcription factor activity. The transcript has 3 exons. Gene Ontology annotation, cellular component: nucleus. NCBI's taxonomy places the organism in Eukaryota, Fungi, Ascomycota, Dothideomycetes, Mycosphaerellales, Mycosphaerellaceae.
AUGUCGCCUGACAAUAGUAUCCACUCCGGUGGGAUGCGCCCAGGCGAGCAGGCGCAGCAGACUACGUUACAAGCAGCAUCCUCCGCCUCGCUAUUGGCCUGGCGCCGCUCAUCAGUCACUGGGAUGGUGAUAUGCCUGAUCACCCGCGUGGCAGCCACCGACCGCAGCCAGCGAGGCGACGAGCAGCACCCUCGCUGCGGACCUUGUACACGACUGAACCGUGAAUGCGACUGGGACCACCGCUGGAACUUCAACGAUGCCACGACCACCACACAAGGCAAAUACUCGAACAUUAGCACUGCUGGAAAUGCGGUGUGGGACCCAACUGUUCGUCACGAACACGGCUCCGGCACGGCACCCGGGGAGCUCGACAGCCUCCCUGAGUUCUCGACGCUCACCAACGAUGAAGAUCGAGAAACGAAAGCCCGUACUUCGCGACCUGGCACGUAUGGAGUAGUCGUCACGCCUGAGAGCUUCUAUGACCUACCUGAAUAUGCGGCGACGUCUCCCCAGGAGAGCAGGCGGAUGAGCGGUGCCAGCUCUUCUUCAGCAAGAGGGGCACGUGGCAGCGGCAGGCCGGGCCUUGGAAGAUCGAAUACAGUGCCAGAUCCAACGGUGGUGGUGCUCGACAAGUUUGAAGAUGCGUCUCCUGUCUCGACUGGACCGAUGUCAGCAGCGACAGAAAGCCGGCGAUCGAGUUUUCCGGAUGCUCUUGGGCAGCUAUCGAUCACGACGCCUCCAUACAAUCCCAGCAUCAGCACAGGACCUCACACACCGCAAGUACGGUCAGACGAGCAUUUGAUCGCGCACUUUCGCCAAUAUAUCGUCCCAAGACUGGCGCAGCCACAGCAGGAUUCGAGACCUGGCGUUGCUUCGCAGGGUUCGACGAAGGACGUGCUCGAGUUUGAAGCGACGCGAUUUCCACCUCUACAUCACGCGAUGUGUGCCAUCAGUGCGUUACAUCUGACAUAUAAUGGACGUUCGUCACUCGAGGAGGCCAUGCAGCAUUACCACCAGGCGUUGGCAGCGUCCGCGACUCCGAGGUCUUCGCCUCCUGAUUUGCUGUCAGAUGGGGUGUUCUUUCGGCAUUUCUUGCUGUUCGUCUACGAUAUCUGCAUACCAAUGCAAUCAGACGAUGGCGGGACCGCGUUAUGGGCUGAGCAUCUGAACCAUCUUGGCAGAAUCGCCGUGCAACGAAGAGAGAGCACCGGCAACGAGCCAUACGCGUAUACCCUCUGGUCAAUCUGCGAGCUAGACGUCUACGCCUGUCUCCUAGGCAGCGGCAACUGCGACUUUCUGCGCAAACUGAUGAACCACAACAUGAUCCCAUCCCUCGAACAACAAAUCCUCGGCCUCUCCACCACCCAAACCCAAGGCGCAGCCGCAUUCCUCCCCAACCAACCGAACAUCUUCCGAGCAAUCCUCCACCUCAACCAAGGCAUCCUCCUCCGCACCGCCAAACUCGCCCAAACAGCGCAAACCUUCCGACAAGAAGCCACCGCCGCCAAAGGCGCCGUCGCCCCCGAAACCUGGGCCCGCUGGCAAUCGACCGCCGCGCAGCUCCAAACCGAACUGCACACCUUCUGGCAACAGUCCUACCCGGAAAACCUCCUCGGCCCCCUCUCCGACCCCCCAAACCCCUCCACCCUCCCCGAACGCAUCGCCGCCCUCUUCACAACCACCCUUCUCCUCUACCACACGUCAAUCCUCUACGCCCGCACCUCCCUCUUCCCCACCCAGCGCACCCUCCCCUCCUACACCCAAAACACCCUGACCACCGACUCCGAAGCGCGCUGCAAAGCAAUCCUCUCCCUCGCCUCCGCCACCCUGCAGCAAACCCCCGCGGGGACUUCGCGGCGCAAAACUGUCUUCCCGGUCUUCAUCGCCGGGGUGGUGUCUCUCGAUGCGGAGAGUAAGCGGAGGGCGCUGGAGUUGGUGAGGGCGUUUGAGGGGAGUGGGAUUGGGCAGAAUACGUAUCGGACGAGGUUGUUACUGAAGGCGGUUUGUGAGGAGCAGGAGAGGGUGAGGAGGGGUGGGGAACGGGUGGAGGGCGUGGAGUGGUUGGGGGUUAUGAGGGAGAGGGGGUUGGGGGUUGUUAAUUGUGGGCUUUGA